AUGUCACAGUCGGAACCCCCGCGUAUUCAGAAAGAGCUGCCCACGGCGCUUCCGCGACCCGAGGGCAAGCCGUGGGUCCAUGACCCGUCGCGGUCUGCAUUCCUCCCACCGGCCUGUGCGACACUUCCCGUGCCGCUGACGCUCCUGAACGAGACGCUCGAAAUAGCGCGCGACUACCGCGAGUUUGUCGACACCGUCGGUCGCCUUGAGCUCGAGUACGGGCGUGCCCUGCAGGCCGCAGUCAAGAAGUUUGAAGCCCGCCUCGAUAUCGUGAACACUCCUCCCCUCGGCGCUCGCAAGCCACCACCCACAACACUGACUGCCGCUAUGCGGGCCCACCUUGCCGAGAUGACGACGGUUGCCAACCUCUUCGUGAAGCGUCAGGACACGCUGGCCAGCCAUCUUGGCAAGCCGUUGAUGAGUCUCGAGAGGCGCGGAGGGGAGAGCACCCGCCGCCUCGGAGCAUGGAACAAGGACAUUCGCGGGCGCUGGGAGGAGGGCCGACAGCGCGUUGACAACGCGCGCGCCAAGUACGAGACGGCUGUGCGCGAGCACCACACGGCCGAAGUCAAGCUACGGCAAUGCACACCGCCGGAGCUCAGCAGCAGCCCUCAGGUCGGUUCAGAGUGGCUCAAGAACGAGAAAGUCGUUGCCGAGCUCGACCGAACCCGCUCGGACAGGAAGAAGGCGUACCUCGUCGCACUGGCCGGCGAGGGCGCUGCGGGUGGUGGUGGUCGAGACGUUGCUGAAGGAGGUGCACUUGGAGGCUGGGGGGAAGAGGCGCGCCAGCUGUAUGGCCACCUUCAGAACUCGAUGCUCGAGCUUCUCAGACACCAUGUCGAGGAAGAUCGCGCACACUACUCUCUCCUUGGCAACGUCAUCUCUCGCCUCGAAGGGACUUACGCGGCUGUCGACUUGGUCAGGGACCAGGACAGCUUCCUGGAGUGGAACACGACCAGUGCCCGCAGCGAGGAGGAGCAGGCCAUCUCGCAAGCGUCGACACCCGGCCUGUCUGAGUCGUCGAGCACCACAGAGCCGCCAUCUGUCGACUUGUCCCACCCGUCCCUCCAGUGCUACACCUUCGUGGCUCCAGCCAGUGCACAGUCUGAGGAGGCCGUGCUCGACUCUGCCGCGGCCGAAGACCGCAAGUGGCUCGUGAACCGGUGGCUCACAGCGUCGAACGAGCUCAACACCUUGACAGACGGGUUUAGCAAGGGUCCGGUAGUCGUAAAGCGCGAGGAACUGGCGAGAGUGCGACGGAAAUGUCUCGAGUUUGGCGCGAACCGCGGCAUUGGCGACCCUGAUGAGAUGUGGGAGCGGCGCAUGAAUGUGCUCCGCGACCUGGGCGGCGUCGAGCGCCGCGUCGUGGUCACCAGAGCCGAGAUGGCGUGCCUCGAAGCCGUGCUCGGACCAAACCCCCGCCCGGAGAUGACACACGACUUCAAGGAGCGGCAGUUCGCCACACCAUUGCACUGUGACGCGUGUGGCGACAAGGUCUGGAGUCCGAUCAAGAGUGAGCUCUCCUGCCGCCACUGCGGGAUCGCAUUACACAAGGCCUGUGGGCUGCACGUCGAGCCCGAAUGCACGGGGUUAAAGAGCCGGCGGCGGGUCAUGCAUGGUGGCCGCAUUCGGCGCUCGCUUACCUCUGGCGCGCUGAGGCUCCGCCGCUCGACGCUGUACGACGCCCCGCACGGGGCGCCUGUAGCGGUGCGCACGGCGACACCUGCAGGACAGCCUGUGGAACCGCUGCGCGACGACGAGUUGAUAAUCUCACCCUUCUUCGGUGUGGACGGAGAGGCUGACCGCGCGGCGAUCGCAGAGGCGUUAGUGCCAGAGCCCGUGUUCCAGCUCGCGCGCGUGCGCUCAACGUAUCCAUCCGGAGGGACACUGGAGCUCGGGCUGAGCGAGGGCGAGAUCGUGCGCGUCCUCGAGCCAGACCUCGACGGCAACGGGUGGGCCAAGGUCCGCCGUGUCUUCGACGCCAACCAGGAACAGGAGGGUCUCGUACCCGUCUACAUCCUCGGGCUGGUUGGGAGCUCGACCGCUCCUGUUGACGGCGGGUGUGGCAUGUUCGUCAGCGCAACAUUCACCUUCCCACCACCUGACCACCGGCUCGGGCCGGGCGAGAUCGAGAUCACCAAGGGCUCGAUGUACGAGCUCACGCGCGAGGGCAUGGCGUUUGACAAACUGUGGUGCGAGCUGCUUGUGCCAGCCCCGGACGGGGGACGGGUCAAGGGCGUUGUUCCCAAGACGUAUGUUUCUGUGCUCUAG
Cutaneotrichosporon cavernicola is the source of this 2271-nucleotide messenger RNA. RefSeq lists its product as uncharacterized. Lineage: Eukaryota; Fungi; Basidiomycota; Tremellomycetes; Trichosporonales; Trichosporonaceae. The transcript has 2 exons. Gene Ontology annotation, molecular function: protein binding. Bases 1 to 2271 code for a protein of 756 amino acids. The record is from RefSeq and is a predicted model, not a curated record.